UCGGGUGGAAAACACGCAAAACGUGGGAGAGCGUCCUCACAUGUCAACGACUGCAGAAUAUAAAUAAUUUCAGAAGUUUUUGACUAUUAAAGUACUAAGUGAAUUAGCUUCAUCGGCCUGAGAGAAAGAUUAUAAUUCAUCUAAUAAAUCAGAAUUGAGCAGGAGUUGGAGGAUCAGAUCCUUAAGCAUGAGUUUACUGCCUCGCACCGCCGAGGAGUUCAGCUCCGCGGAUUACUGGGAGCGCUUUUUCCGUAAAAGAGGAGAGAAGGCUUUCGAGUGGUACGGAGACUACAACUCCCUUUGCGGCGUGCUGCAUAAAUACAUUAAACCUCGUGAUAAGGUGUUGGUGGUGGGCUGUGGUAACUCUGAGCUGAGUGAGCAGCUCUAUGAUGUUGGCUACCGUCAGUUAACCAACAUUGACAUCAGCGAGACGGUGGUGUCUCACAUGAACCAGAGGAAUGCAGAGCACCGUCCUGACCUGACCUUCCGGCAGCUGGAUGCCACCCAGACGGGCUUUGAGAGCGGGAGCUUUCAGGCAGCUCUGGAUAAGGGCACUCUUGAUGCCAUGGCUUCAGAAGAGGAUGGGGCACUUGCGGGCAGGAUGCUGGCAGAAGUUGGCAGAGUUUUGGCUGUGGGGGGUCGGUACGUCUGCAUAACUUUAGCCCAGGAGAAUAUCAUAAAGCUGGCUGUGGAACAUUUCGUCCAGGGCUGGGCUGUACGAAUUCAUUGUCUUAGUGGACAGCAGAACGAAGAGUCUGAUUCCUCCUUCGCCCUCCCCGUAUUCGUUCUGGUCUGCACCAAAUUCCGCCAAGCGCCCCCGUUUGCAGUGCUUGAGUUGUGUCAGGGGGAGGAUGGCGCUCCUGUUAGACUUGCGUCAGUACCAGAGCUGUUGUCCGCUGUGAAGGAGAGACAGGCCUACAAUCUAAUGCUGCAUAAGCUCAGAGGAGGAACAGACGCUGACAGCACACCGUCCCUCACGCUGUGCCAUGCAGCCACCGGCCGGCCGCGAUACACUCUGACCGUGCAGGACAGCCUGCCUUGUGCCAAGCUGCCACGGAGUAAUCACUUCGCCAUCUUUAUCGUUCCUCAGGGCCGUGAGUCUGAUUGGUUAUAUGGCUCUGCUGAAGGUCGGUCUCAAUUGGCAUCCAGUGCAAAAUUCAGACGCCUGGUCAUUGUGGCGAUGCAUCGAGAUCAGGAGUAUGAGGACAUGCAGGCCGUCCAAUCAGAGCUCUCUCCAAUGGUGAUGGAACUCGCUCCUCCUGGAAUGCCAGCCAAUCAGCAGGUGCCGUUCCUGUCUGUGGGAGGAGAUCUGGGGUGGAGGGAAGUCAUCGGACGAGGGGUUAGCGCUUUGACUGGAGAGUAUUCUGUGGAGGAUGUGAGAGGAGAGGACGGUCACCUCUAUCGCAGGCUCAUCUUCAUGAACAAUUCCCAGCUGGUGCAGUCAGAGAGCAGACUGCGGUCUGCCGCCACAGCAUCUUCUGCUCACAAAAAGAAGAACAAGAAAAAAUCCAAACCAUCUGUUUCUGAAGCCCCUGCUUUAACGGGGGUUAAAGAUCGCAUCGUGGACAGAGGUUUUCUCUGCUGUACGCACCAUGAAGUCAUGGUGGCGGGUUUAGCCAUGUUAGGAAUGGAUGCAAUCAAUAAUAAAGAUCACCCGGUGUCCGUGUUACUGGUGGGACUAGGUGGUGGUGGUUUACCCCAGUUUGUGCAUGACUUUGUGCCGUGUGCACGGGUUGAGGUGGUUGAACUGGACCCAGCUGUGCUGGAAGUGGCUCAGUCCUGGUUCGGAUUUCACACGGACGAGAGGCUGAAAGUUAUACUUGGAGACGGACUGGAGCACAUCAAAACUCUGGAGAGCAAGGGAGGACAUUCUUUUGAUGUCAUAAUGUUUGACGUUGACAGCAAAGACACAACCCUGGGCAUGAGCUGCCCUCCGUCUGCCUUUGUAGAAACAUCACUUCUGAAGAAAGUUUACAGCUUAUUAACCCCUCGAGGACUGUUCAUGUUGAACCUAGUGUGUCGUGACUCGGCUCUGAGGAAGUCAGUUCUCGAGCGUGUUCAAGCCGCGUUCCCGUGUGUGUUCUCUCGUGGAAUCGAGGGUGAAGUCAAUGAGGUGCUGCUGUGUUGCAGAAGUGCAGGAGAGGGACACAAACCUCACAGCAUUUCACAAACAUUACAGCAGACAGCAAAAGACCUGCAGAAGACACUACGUGCCAACACCCAGAAUGCACCAUGUGUGCCUCAAAUAGACAUUACUGCAAUGUUGAAUGACCUGAAAGUGAUCUAAAGACUGAGAAAAGAUGGAGCGAAAACAAAAACUAAAAUAAAUGGCUGUUUGACCUAAAAAAUGUGUAUCAUUUUUAAGGUUAAGAAAUUAAUUUAGCUGUAAACUUAUGUUGCCAUAUCUUUGACUAAAUGGCAUACAGCCUGUUCAUUUUGCAGAUUAUUCUGGAAAAAACAAAACACCUGCUUAGAAAGGAAGGAAUCAUCUGACUGAUAUUUAAAGCAACCAUCACAGUUUGUUUAGACAUUGUGUAGCAUUUAGGGAAAAUUCCUUCUGAAAUAAAUUCAGCCCUUUGAAAGAACACAGCAAAAUAAUGUCAAAUGUUUAAACGUAUAUUGUGUGUAUAUAUGAAAACUAUAACAACCUUUAUCAUUGAUGAUCUAGAUCUAAAUGGAAAGACCAUCAUCAAUAGACAUUUAAAGACUCAAAUUAUUAUCAAAACAAAGCGCAAAAUCAUUGCAUUUUAUAGGACAAAUAAUGACGAUAUAGGGACUACACUUUAUGUUCAGAUAAAAAUAAGAGUCCCUGCUAGGGUCAGUACAUUAAAAAUAAGCAUACUUGAAGAUGAGUCAGUUUUCACUCGGAAAUUGCUGAUCAACUUUAGAAAUAAUUACAAAAAAUUAUUUACUGCAAAUUAAAUACUGCAAAACAAACAAACAAACAAAAAAAAUUCAGUUUAGAGGUAGAAAGACUGAAAUACUGUUUUCUUUUUAAAAUAAUAUUUUUUGCAAAAACUCCAAAAUUGUUAUAUUAUUGACAACUUAAAAAUAUCAUUUUUAUAGUGUACAUUUUAUCUUGUUGGAUCGGUUUCAAGUUUAAACAAACAUAAAAAUGGAAAAGAAAACGCUGUUGUCUCAUUCAUCUCAUUCUUUCAAAGUAACGGUCCUUUCUGUUGAGAAGUGUUUUAUAGUCAUAUAUCAGUUAUGUUCAGGUAAUGUAUGGUUUUAGGAAGUCUUUACUCACUGACAGAAAUAUAAAUGAACUGUACUCUUGUAUAGUGAAAUGCGCUGUAGAAUUUAUACAGAAGCAACCUAUCUGGCAA
Messenger RNA from Carassius gibelio (silver crucian carp), 3326 nucleotides. It is a transcript of the gene mettl13, whose product is annotated as methyltransferase 13, eEF1A lysine and N-terminal methyltransferase. The transcript has 8 exons. The record is from RefSeq and is a predicted model, not a curated record. Bases 188 to 2287 code for a protein of 699 amino acids. Lineage: Eukaryota; Metazoa; Chordata; Actinopteri; Cypriniformes; Cyprinidae.